Cyprinodon tularosa is the source of this 9227-nucleotide messenger RNA. It is a transcript of the gene nexmifb, whose product is annotated as neurite extension and migration factor b. The transcript has 4 exons. Gene Ontology annotation, cellular component: nucleus. The record is from RefSeq and is a predicted model, not a curated record. Lineage: Eukaryota; Metazoa; Chordata; Actinopteri; Cyprinodontiformes; Cyprinodontidae. The coding region runs from base 574 to 4926 and encodes 1450 amino acids. Gene Ontology annotation, biological process: negative regulation of neuron migration; negative regulation of cell adhesion mediated by integrin; negative regulation of cell-cell adhesion mediated by cadherin.
AGGUCCAGCUGCAAAAAAAAGAAAGAAAAAAGAACUGGAAAAAAAAGAGAAAAAGGAGGAAAAUACGGCGUGACAGUGACAACAUCAAGCUUCUAGUAAAAGGGCGAUCAGACGCGAGAGGAGGAGGAGGGGGGGGCCGCCGCCAAGCAGGAGUUUCAGAGUCGACGGCCGCUUUGCCUGUCCCGAGAAAAGAGGCGAUAUCGGGACAUGCUGGCGGUUCCGUAACGCGUUUCCUGGAAUACGAAUCCUUCCCAGGCUGAGCGACAUGGAGCGGCGGCGGAGAGGAGAGCCGCUCCGUCUCCAUCACUGAGAGGCGCGUCCACCUGCUAUUACUGGAGGCCCGGGCUGCUGCUGCUGCUGCUGCUGGUGGAGGGGGGGAUAUGCAGGGGAAGUGUUUGCAUUUCGGGAAAAGACGCAUCUUCUGAUACUGUCCAGCGCGCCUGAGAGGGAUCCCAUUGCGACGGAGGAGAAAAACCAAGGAAAAAAAGGGGCGAAAAAAAAAACCCCGCACACGCGCUCCGGAGGUGGGACUGUCAGGAUGAUGCUUAGGUGGAGCAGCGCUGAGCCGUAUUGAUGGAUGUGUUAGCAGACAGCAGUCUCACAUUGAUUGUGAAGACUUCAGAACCGGAGAAUGCAAAUUAUGUGGAAAAUACAGGGGUAUGUGUGCAGAGUGGUGAGCUGAGUCUAUGCAGACUCGUGGAUGCUGCGCUCCCUCCUGGUUCUUCACGUCCUCCUGCUGCAGAGACGCCACAGCAGGUCUUCCCAACCCUCCAGAGGACCACUUCUGCACCAUCGCCCCUCCCUCUGGCCCUUGGUGGGGACCUCUCUCUGGCUCAAGCAGUGGCACAUUGCCCUACAUCCAGUGAUGCUCAAACUAUAGGCCCCCACCUUCAACGUGCUCCUCCACCACUUCCCCACCCAACUGCAGGCUCCUGGGCCCUAACAGGAGAACCACAGAAAACAUCCCCUGCACUGACCAUUACCCUCCCACUGUCUAGUACAAUUAUGGAACCUGGCACUGUGUCUGCACUGACAGAGGAGUGUCUUCUUCAGCCUGCUCAAACCUGCCUUGGCUGCCUAAUUGAAACCCGUGACGCUACGGAUCGCAGUACCAUCCAGAACCCCCCAACUAACCCCAACACCAACCCUGAUGCAGAUCCUGGGCUUAGUGUACGGAUAGGGGAUGUAAGCCGAGAGGACUUUUCUGACAUCAACGACAUCAGCAUUCAGUGCCUGAGCCAUGCAGGAGAGCCGGCAAGCCACUUUGGUGAGCAACUCCUCUCCGACCAGCUACUUAGCUUUCCUCUUCCCAAAGCCCCAAAUGAGGCCAAGAGAACUGAGGAAAAUAAAACCACUGUGGACUGUGAUGACCCAGAAGAUGAUGCCACAGCUAAAAACCUGUAUGAGGGACUGCUGCUGGAUAAAGUUAGUGGAGAGGAGGUCCUGUUGGCUAAUGCGAGUCAGGACUGGGGCUAUUUUGAGUCAUUCAUCAGCGAGAGUAAGAUGGAACUGCUGGAUCUUUGCUCCAAGAAUGAACUUUCUGUCAACCUCUUCUCCGAGGAGGAUGUCGACAAUCUAUUUGAUGAUGAAGACGAUGAUUCAACGCUUAGCAGUGAUGUCUGCUCACUUAAGAUUCGCUACGAAUCAUUCCAGGACAACAUGAGGGAAAAAACAAAUGUACUUCAGGAGGAGACGCAGUUCAACUUCUUCCCCAGUGUGCUGGCCAACUGUGCCAAGAAAGAGGAAGGAUCGUCAAUAUUAAAGAGGAGCACUGAGGAGAUCCAAUCCAAAACGGAUGAUCUAAUACUGGAGGCAGCACAGGAAGGAAGAGGUGGUGAUAGCAGUGGUAGGAGCCCGCUUGACGGCUCUCAAGGCUCCCCCAUGUCGGCCUCCAAAGUCAGCUACCUAAUAGACUUUAAUUCCACAGAGGAGUCCGGAGAGUUCAGUGAUGAUAGCUCGUGCACAGGCUCCUCCUCAGACACUUUGCAGGAGGGCAGGUUUAAAAAGGGUCACUCAAAGAGAUUUCUCAGCCCCUCGAACCCUCUAAACUACGGCCUUCGGUCAAAGAGAAAGGUCCGAUACAGCGAUGAUUACUUGUAUGACGUCGACUCGCUUGAGAGUGAAAAGAAUGCUGAAAAAAAGGAGAAAGGUCCCACAGGUCAGAAAGAAGAGGAGGAUGUGGAUUGGUGUCCAAAAAAACGGCGAAAAUCCUAUCGAAAAGAGCCGCCUGUGGUCAUCAAGUACAUAAUCAUCAACAGGUUCAAAGGAGAAAGACUCAUGUCAGUAAAACUGGGCAAGCUUGAUCCUUUGGAUGGAACAGUCAGUCUAAAUGCUGAUACAUUAAGCAAAUAUGAAACACUGUCUCCUCUGAAAGAUUUCUGGCAGGAGAAGCAAAGACAGAGACAGGAACAGCUUAAGCUGGCUGCCAGAGAUAAACAGCAACGGGGUUUUCAUCUGAACGGACGCCACCAUCGGCCUUUCAGUUCCAGUCACCCCAAAAGGAAAUACAAAAUUGCAAACAGGCUUAAGGUUCAGAGAAUUCAAACUGUGGAGCAAUCAGUAACAACACAGGGUUCCCCUCUCUCUGAUCAGAGCCAUGCAGGUGUCACUAAAGAGGACCCCUCCCCCACUGCAGGAGGAAUAAUAGCAGCCACAAGCCUCCCUGUCACAUUAGACUCAAGCUCCACAACGCACACAAUCAGAACCAAGAGCCGCUCUCAGGAAUGGGAGGAGAGGGAGGCGAGGAGACAUGGAGGAAAAGUCAGAAUGAGGAAAUUCAAAAGUGAGGCCAGGCUGAGGAGUAUGAAAAUGAAAAAGGCAGAGGAAAAGGAGGGGAGUGGUGUGACAAAUGAAACGGAUGCCUGUGUCAGUGCAGUACAGAUUGAGGAGCCGGCUGCUGGGUUAGAACAGGCAGACGUUAGUUCAACUACAAUCAAACCCAAUUUCUCUGACAAUACCACCAACACUCAUGCAUCCGAGGAGAAAUUUCCUUUUGUCUCCUCCGCCUGCUCUCCUGACAAAGCACCUUCCUCAGAGGAGGUGGGGACAAGUGUCCCUGUCAUCCCUGGGGGCUACUUGCAGACCCUGUUAGAUGCUACAGAUUCUUCUGGUGGAACAGCUAUCUCCUAUUUCCCCCAGCAGACGUCAAGGCAGCAGUAUCCUUUGGGGCUGUCCCUGGAGGAGAAACAGUUUUCCUCUCUGCAGCUUGCCCAGAGCUGUGUGCUCUCGCCCCCCUCAGAGUCGGAGCUCCAGCAGUCUCCUCAGAAUUGCCCCAGCUUCCCCCAGAUGUGGCACCCGCAGCUCUGUACUAAUCACAGCCAGAGCUUUGGGCCUGAGACCCCCGAGACUCCCAUCUUACCCAACAACUUCCCAGCUGCUGCUGUGCCCCUGAAUGACAGCUUGCCGGUGUCUAACUACAGCCAGCUGAGCCCUGAGGCUGACAGGCUGCUUUAUGAGAAGAGCUACCUGACUGAGGCGGGGCUUCAGCCUGGGGCAGAUCUGCAAGCAUGUCAGUCUGCCUGCGUGGAGGGCCAGGUGCAAUACCAAAGAGGGUCCCUGUGCACAGACAAUGGUAGGCUCAUCAGCUAUGACUCAGUGGGCUCCCUGUCAGCCUCCUCCAGCAAUUACAGCUCUCUCAGCCUCAAAUCUUGUGAACGAGAGGGUGAGGAGGAGGGCCGAGACAGCUUUUUAGCUCACUGCAGCCCUAAAGUGGUGAUUCAGCAAAGUGUGGAUGCCCUUACCCCUCUCAGGGAGUCCUCAGACCUGCUGGAUAUCUCCAACUUCACUCCUGACAAGUUCAGACACUCAUCACUGUCAGAACUUUCUCCUCCUGAGACCCCCAAUCUGUCCCCCCAGGUGGUAGGGCGUGAAAUGAAGAUGGCAGGGAAUGUUGGAGAGUACCAGGAUGUUAGCGAUAUGACUAUAGACUGCAAUAGGGAGAUGAAGUGGAACUGUGAAGCUAUACAGCAACAGGAGCACUCAACAAAUGCAUACACUAUGGAGGAUGGUCAGUUUCCUCUGCACAACUUUAACAGUCAAGAUGUCGAAGGCUUGGACAAAAAGGAGCUGGGAGAGUUUGAGGAACAGUCUGGUGCAAAAAGCAUAAAGUCUAAGAGGAAAGGCAGCUGCAAGCAGACAGCCACAGGGCAAAGCCCAAAGAAAGGCCGUGCUCCCAGAGCUCCAAAGGCAGAAAAGGUCAAGACUCCUAAGCAAAACUCCCGGUCGACCAAAAAGAUAAAGGCCAUGUUAGAGGGCAAGGCAGCAAAGAAUCAGGCUGGUGGUGUAGGCCUAAGUGAAAGUAACAGCACCGGGGACUGGUCGGGCACCGGUUGGUCAGAGAGUAACAGCCUGGUAGGGGAUGACCAGAGAGAAUUUGAAGAACCCUCCAAUAUUCUGUCCAACAUUGUGUCUGGCAUGGCUGAGGUCCAACGGUUCAUGAUGGCCUCUAUCGAGCCUUUGUGGAACCCAAUGUCCGAGGCCUGCAUGCCCUCUGAGGCCAACAGCCUCAACCUAAAGACCCUAAAGAUCUUAGCAGGCACAGAGGCUGACCUGAAAAAGAAAGGAGCCGUACUAACAGGGGCCGGUAGAGGCAGGAAGGCAGGUGGAAAGGGAGGAAAGAACCAGGCCAAAUUCAACCCGGCCCACCCUCUGUUCCCUCAGCUCGCGCUGGGCUGCAACAUGUUCGACAAACCCAGCUUUAUUAACCCUGGGCCAGCACACAAAAAGCUCUACCGCCACAAGACCAGCGCAAAGUUCCCUCGGAUUGAGACACUGAAAGGGAAGCGAGCUGAGAGAGACCAGAAUAAGGACAUAGCACUGAUGACUUCUUAUGAAAAACUGAGAAUAUGGAUGUCCUGUGUUGCUGUCCUUCAUACACUGCCUGGCUCAUUUCAAGAGGGGAACCUACCGUUAAUGAGCCCUAUUUAAGAGCGAGACAUCUUAAACACAAAAGAUGGGACCAUUUUGUAUUGAUGACAUAUCAGACGUCUUUUCUUUUUCUUUCUCUCCUCAAAGUUGGAAUGACUCCCCAUUUCCUUUUACUGAGUGUUUCGUUUACUUCUGGAGUUGAGAAGAACUAAUAAUCCAAAUUUACAUUUUUACGCCUUGCAAAUUCAUAAAAGCUCCACCCUCAGAGUAUUUUUGUCAAUGUUGUUGUACAGGGACAUGCAAUAUUUGCAAGAAAAGAUGAUUAUAAUCUUAAAAUCGAUGUGCCAAAAGUAACAAUGCUGUGUAAAUGAUCUCUUAUAUAUGUGUGAAUAUUUGCUGUUCCUCUUUUCUAUCCAUUGGAAUAUUGGCUGCUCGGGUUGGAGACUCCUUACAGAGACUUGCAACUACAGGAAUUCUUUAUUUGAGAUGUUUUCUCUCUCCUCUGACGAAAGGCACCAACAGCUGGCAGUGGUACACCGCCACUCACAAAACCAAAUCAGAAAGACUCUGAAUUCUCCUCAUCCCCCCCUCCCAACUUUGUUUGCCAAAUUCAAUUUACCUCAACACCGCCUGGCAUGGAGAAGCAACAAAAGAGAAGCAAAGGGGAGAUGAAGGACUGGGUGAAAAGAGAGGUUCAAAAAAACCUCUCUCUGGACCAAGAGGCAUGUUGUGGAAAUGUCUGUGGGUAAGCAGGUAAAUGACAUGUCAUUUGGGGCUGCGCCUUGCUGAAUAGCUGUUUGUACUGGAAAUUUAAGUGGGAUUAUCACUCGUAGAGAUUCUGAUGCAUGCAUCAGCUGUGAAUGGACAUUUUUGCAGUUCGGUUUAUUGUGAAUGUGAAAGUUUUCAGUACAAAUGGAAUCAGUAAUCUUGUAAAUGAAGGAAAGCAUGUCUUUGCAUUCACUCCUCAUAUAAGCUUUUAUUUCUGGAAGGUAAAUAUAAAAUGACAAUUUUCAGAGAUUCCCGUCCGUUUUUGGUUUACUAACAUUGCCUUAAUUUAUAAGUUACACCUCCUGUAUCACAUAUCAUCACAUUUAUUUGAUAUUAUCAAAACUUUUAUUUAUUUACUGUGUAUUAUUUUUAAGAGUUUAUCUGUAAUUUCAGUCUAUGAAAAAUAUUGUGACCAGUAGACAUGGGCCGGUAUGAGAUUCUCACAGAAUGAUAAUUUUGAGUUAAAAAUACAACAGUUUUUCUGUAUCACAAAGUUACACACACACAAAAAAAAUAUUAACGUUAUCUAAUUUAAUGUAUUUCAGUCAAAACAAAAACUCUACUGCUGCUAAAAUAAUAUAUUGACUUUUAAAGUAUUAAUAGUGUUUUCUAGUAUAAAAUUAUUAUAAUUUUGAUUUUGAUUCACAGACGGAAAAUAUAAAUACCCCAUUAAAUUUAGUUUAGUUCAUACAUGCUUAUUAGUUCAAUAACAAGCUUCUUUGUAGUUUUACUCGUUAUAGAGUAACACGAGAAUAACAGGCCUGUUUUGGUUGGUCAAUUAAUCAUGCUGUCUGCUCAAUCUGCUGCUUUACAGCGGCUGAUAAUAGUUUUUAAACAGGGUUGUCUCAAUUGAAUAAUUAGAUUUUUAUAAACUUAUAGUUCUGUGAGGUUAUUAUCAGUAAUUAGCUGUAUAAGAAAGAUGUCCCAUAACAAUGAUGAUAAUAACUAGUAAAGAAAUCUUUAGAGUGAAGGAGUGGGAGAAACCUAAUUUUUUUGUGGAAUUUAGCAAACUAAAUUAACUCAAAAAAGGGUAAUUAUUAAAUUUAUUCUCUUUUGCAAGCAAUCGUUAAUCUGUAUUCCCAUGCUACAGUUCCUACCAUACUGCUACUUUGUCCGUCGAGCUUGAUCGGCUGCAACUGUUAAAUAAAACUGUUGGAUUUUUUUUUUUUUUUUGUUGAUCAGGCUGUCAUUUAUAAAAAGCAGAAUUGCAGAUGGUCCCAUCCUGUGCUUUUCUUUAUAUUUUGAAAUUAUAGCUGUGAUAUGCUGGCCAUGCAAACUAAUAAACCCAGUGGCCUUCCUUUAGAAAUAACUUCAUCUUGGUAAAACAUUGGCUAUUUUCCAGUUCUUUGUAAUUUGUGCCUCAUAUUUAAACAUUUUCAGUUUAAAAUGUUCUAAUUUACUAAAUGAAGGGUUCCCCCCCCCCCCGACUAGAACUUAGCCUACCAAUACUCUGAGGAUUUCUUUGCUCUUUCUUACUUACUGUGAUAUAAAUUGUCUUACAAGUAAGGGCUCUAUUGCUAAUUAUAACUUUACAGACGUUCACUUUGAAAAAAAUUCCUUUUGAUAAAAGUUAUAAAGUAGGUGGCUUUUUUAAAUUUCAUAUGAUCUGUGCCAAAUAUUUUUUUUCAAACUGCCAAGUUUGUUUUUCAUAUAAGCUGGCUGGCUGCCAAUCUGAAACAACUGGGGAAGGGGAAGCUAUGUAUUUCUCCAGCUAAAGCUCACAACUAUUACCCUGACACUUUCUGUGUCGUCUUAUGAGACGUGCUUUGAAUUGUUGUAUUGGCAUGACAGAACAGUUUCAAUAGUUUUUCAAACAGAAACAUUUUAAAACCCUGUCGAACCUUAAUACCAGGAACCGGCCCAUGCCUACUCUACUGAGCAGUAAUAUAUGACCACCAUUAUAAUGAUCUAUUUCACAGCCAGCAUGUUGACUUUAAUGAGCGGUGAAAACAUUAGUGUGUUAAGAAGGGCUGCAUUCCACUAAGAUGAAGUUCCAGUUUUGCACACAUUCUGCCUAAACAACUCGCACAGAUCCAGCAGUGGAAUGCUGCCCUCUGUGAGACAUCUAUGGCUUCACUGCAUGUUUAAUUCAAAAUGUCUGUCACCUCCCUUUGGGCUCAUUCUCUACCUCAGAGCACCAAACAAAAGUUUAGAAAUCAGAUUUAAAAGUAGACCUAACAAUCAUAUUUAAUAAGAAAUUAAAUGUUUAGAUUAUAUUUCAUAACCUACAUUCAGGACAAAUGCAGAGCCAAUCAAGCAGUUGAGUAUCUUACACAUAUCUACCGAGGCAAGGUCUAUGUUUUUUUUUCUCUGUUUUGAACAUUAAAAUUUUGAACACAGCAGUAAUUACAUAAGACUGCAUGGAGAGGUACCGGCAAACUGAUUGAUUGAUUCCAAAACAGCCUUUGUCACAUUGAAUAUGGCAUCUCUGACACACAGGUUAUAGAAAUUGAUUGCUUGCAUACGGCAAGGAUCAUAAUCAAUCUUUUUGUGUCUCUUUUUUUCCUUUCUACUCUGUCAUGAAAAGCUGGUUACUUUCUAUAGUGUAUCAGGGUUAGGGCCAAGACAAGCUGCUGAUGGGAAGCUCCACAUGGGCUGAAGGCCCAUUCAGUCUGCCUUCUCUCAUUUCUGCCUAUUGUCAAAUUGAAUGUACUUAUCUAAGUUCAUCUAAAUUUUUAUUUGAUCACUUUACUUUUUUUCUUAGUUUUUUUUUUUCUUUAUGUUUAUAAAAUGUGCCACUGUUGAGCUGCCUCAUGUUAAUGGUGCUAAGAAAGCAGAAAAUUCCUUUCUUUGGGUUUGACUUUUUUUCCCAGCGUUAUCUAAAAGAAAAAAAAAGAGAAAUGCAAAACAGAUUAGGUACCUAACCCUGUUUAUGAAUGUAUAUUACGAUGUUAUGUUUUGUUAUGUUAUGUUUGAUGUAUUCACUUCAUGAUUCUUUGACACUGAUUGGAAUUACUUUUGCUCUUUUCAUUAAAAGAAUACCGAGCUUUAUAUAUACUGUCUAGAGUUGUUACCAGAAGGAAUCUUAAUGAACUCUUGACACUACAAAAUCUUGUAUAUUUUUUGUGUGCCAAUUUGUAACAUAUUUUGUAAGUGUAUAUUUUUCUUAGAAAGUGCUGUGAAGUAUUUGUGUGUGUGAGUAACCUUUUAUGCGCCUCUGUGGGCAGUGGAAAGGAUAUACGACGACACGUUUCUGGUUUUAAAAACCAAAAUAUGAAAGUAUCAACAGAAAAACUAGAAAUAUUUACAUUUUGUUGGGAGUUUUGUAAUAAGAUCAUGAUCUUGUUGUGAGAGUGUUGUGUUACUGUGCAAAACACAAAUAAGCAAAGAAAAAAAAACAUGAAAUCUUGGGGAAAAAAUAUAAUUUGUGAACAAUUUGCUGUUUUAUAGAUUUUCAUGUAAAUUAUUUGAGUAUUACUUUGUUUUUGUUUUUUGUUUUCUUUUUUUGUUGUAACUGUUGCAAAGGUUUUAAAUAUUUGUGAUCAAGCCUGUAUGGUGAUAAUGUAAUAUUGGUAACUUGCUGAGUUUUGUAAUAAUGUUUAUGGAGUAAAUAUACAAAUUAAAAUAAGAUUUUGAAUGCUGCUUUCUGAAGA